GGGGGAGGGGGAAGAGUGGGGAGAGUGGGGAGAGAAAAGAAUCGGAGGGGACGAAAUAAUUGAAGACGUCGCUCUUUACCGUACAGGUUGCCCUGUUUUUCCUUGGUGGUACGGCGAAGUGGGGGCGUGGGGCGGCGAGCCACGGCGUUCCAAGGGCCCCUUCUUCUUCUCGUUAUUUACGCCUCCUGCCACCACCUCCGUGGGCCGAACGGUAUCCGAAGGCAGAAAAACCAACCGCACAAGCACCAGCCUCGCGACCGCGCCCUUGUUCUUCUCUGUCUCUCUCUCUCUCUCUCUCUCUCUCUCUCUCUCUGUCCUUUCUCUUCUUCCCUNCCCCCCUCCCACCCCCGCGCGUUUCUCUUUGGGCGGUGGAUGCUCCUUUGGCCGCUUCCGCUUCGUCGUCUUCGCGUGGCCGCUGCGGCAGAUCUGAGAGGCCACAAGGGUUUUCUCGCCAUCUCUGCCUGCAGAUUAUGGAUGGGGAUCGUCGUUGAGUUCAUCAUCGGAGGUCGUCGUGAUUUCGAUCAGAGGUCGAAAGGGUAGAGGAAUAACAAUAAAAAUAACAGAGGAAAGAAAGGAAAAAAGAAAAAAGAAAAGCAACCCUGCAUACUAUCUUGUAGAAAAAAGAGAGGGGGGCUAUUUUUGGGCGUUCUUUCGACGUGAUCCAGUGCUCGGGUUGGGGGGUGUUUGAGAAAUGGAGGGAGAGGUGGGGCCGCAGGUGGCGGCGCCUCCUCCGAUAUUCUUCCACCAGCCGCUUCCGGGGCAGUUCCACGACCCCAAGAAGCGGGGCUUCCCGUGGCAGUUCCACCAUCCGCAGCCGCAGCAGCAGCAGCAGCAGCGUGCCCCGCCCUCUAACAACUCUUCCAACCCCACCGGCAAUUGGAACCCUAAGCUAUGGGAUUGGGACAGUUCAAGCUUCGCGGCAAAGCCCUCGUCCGAUGUCUCCGACGCCCUCUGUCUCGGGACCCUGCCCGCGGAUGCGGAGCAGAGGAAGAAGGCGGCAGCAGUGGCGGCUGCGGCUGGGGAGGACAGUUCCAGUUCCAAGGCCUCACCUUUCCGCAACGACCCGGAAGUGGGCGGUGAGAACAAUUUGACUUUGAAGCUCGGGGGUGGAGCUUACUUGGCGGCGCCGCAGGCAGGGACUACAGCUGCAGCUGCAGCUUCAGCUUCAGCUGCAGAAGAGGCAGCCAUUAGACCGAGCAAGAGGGUCCGGUCAGGGUCUCCGGGGAGCGGCGGGAGCUACCCGAUGUGCCAGGUGGAUGAUUGCCGGGCGGAUCUGUCAAACGCCAAGGACUACCACAGGAGGCACAAGGUGUGUGAGGUUCACAGCAAGACCACCAAGGCCCUUGUGGGCAAACAGAUGCAGAGGUUCUGCCAGCAGUGUAGCAGAUUUCACCCGCUCUCAGAAUUUGAUGAGGGAAAGAGGAGUUGCAGAAGGAGGCUUGCCGGACAUAACCGUCGAAGAAGGAAGACCCAGCCGGAGGAGGGUCCGCCUCGGCUAUUGCUUCCUGGAAACCAGGAGAACGGGACCAACGCGAAUUUGGAUUUAGUCAGUUUGCUCGCUGUCUUGGCACGCUUGCAAGGUAAUAAUAACGCGUGUAAACCACCCAACGUUCCUCCUGUACCUGAUCGAGACCGCUUAGCUCAAAUUCUUAGUAAAAUAAACUCAUUGAACAACCCAAAUUCUUUGACAAGAUUGCCUUUAGGAGGUUUGGACUUAAAUGUCUCUGAAGCACCACAGCAGGAAUCGUCUGAUCAGGCAGUUAACAGGAGUGAGAACCAAUCUGCCCCGUCCACCAUGAACUUAUUAGCAGUGCUCUCGGCAGCACUUGCUGCCUCCCCCUCAGAAGCCCUUGCAUCUGUAUCGCAAGGGAGCAGUGAUAGUAGUGGCAAUGACAAAAGCAAGGGACAAUGCACGGAGCCCUCUAACGAUGUUAACUCUCAUGACAAACCAUCUCAAGCCUUUCCUUUGGUUGGAAUUGCGAAAACCGCUUUUGCUAAUCGAUCUGAGCUGGAACUCUCCAAGCAUCCUGUUAAAGAAGCCCGACCCUGCUUGCCUCUGCAGCUGUUUGGUUCUUCUAUGGACGAUAGCCCGCCGAAGAUGGGUUCUGCGAUUAAGUACUUGUCGUCUGAGAGUAGUAAUCCAAUGGAAGAGAGAUCUCCUUCCUCUUCUCCUCCUGUAACUCAGAAGCUUUUCCCUCUACAUUCUGAAGACACUGCUGCUGUUGAAGCUAGCACGAGCCAUCGCUGGUGUGCACCACUACAACUUUUUAAGGAUUUGGAUAGACCGGCUGAGAAUGGGGUGAUGCAAAAUAUUUCCCUCCCGGCAGGUUAUACCUGUUCCUCGGGUUCAGAUCAUUCACCUUCUAGCUCCAAUUCGGAUUCACAGGACCGGACUGGUAGAAUAGUUUUCAAGCUUUUCGGGAAGGACCCAAGUAGUUUUCCUGGGAACCUUCGUGCUCAGAUAUUGAAUUGGCUUGCGCAUAGUCCCUCCGAUAUGGAGAGCUACAUUCGACCUGGUUGUGUUGUUUUGUCGAUUUACUUGUCGAUGCCAUCAAUUGCAUGGGAGGAACUUGAAGAAAAUCUUCUUCGACGAGUCACUUCACUAGUUCAGUGUUCCAAUUCAGAUUUUUGGAGAAAUGGAAGGUUUCUAGUUCGAACAAAUAGACAGCUAGUCUCUCAUAAGGAUGGAAUUGUCCGUCUGUCUAAGUCAUGGAGAACAUGGAGUGCUCCUGAGUUGACUUCUGUGUCACCUCUUGCUAUUGUGGGUGGGCAGAGGACCUCCCUUCUCCUCAAAGGUUGCAAUUUGACUGUUCCCGGCACCAAAAUCCACUGCACACUUAUGGGGAAAUACACAUCGAAAGAAGUUUUAUCGUCGGCAUAUCCAGGCACUAUUUAUGACUAUUCUAGUAUGGAGAGUUUUGAUUUUCCUGGAGGAUCUCCUCUAGUCUUGGGUCGCUGUUUUAUUGAGGUAGAGAAUGGCUUCAAAGGGAACAGCUUUCCUGUGAUUAUUGCAAAUUCUUCGAUCUGCCAAGAGUUAAGAACCCUUGAAACUGAGUUUGAGGAGGAUGUUCGAACACCAGAUGUAGUUUCUGAGGACCGGAUUGUGGAUAAUGGGCGGCCGAGAUCAAGGGAGGAUGUCCUCCUCUUUCUAAAUGAACUUGGUUGGCUGUUUCAGAAAGCUAGUAACACCUAUUCCACCCCUUCCUACCCCAAGAUAGCUGAACCUGAUUUCCUUGAUUUCUCUGUUACCCGAUUCAAGUACCUCUUUACAUUUUCGGUCGAAAGGGACUGGUGCAGUGUUACUAAAACACUUUUGGAUAUGCUUGUCAAAAGAAGCUCCAGCAGUGAUGCAUUGGCACAGGAAUCUCUGGAUAUGCUUUCAGACAUCCAUUUGCUCAACAGAGCAGUGAAGAGAAAAUGUCGAAGAAUGGUAGAUUUGCUACUUCGGUUCUCUGUUAUUCAGUCAGAUAAUUUCAAAAUGUAUCCCUUUCCUCCAAAUUUGCCUGGUCCUGGGGGUUUGACCCCAUUGCAUGUGGCUGCAUCUUCCCAAGGCUUGGAGGAAAUAGUUGAUGCACUCACAGAUGACCCUCAAGAGAUUGGAUUAAAAUGCUGGGAAUCACUGCAAGACGACAGUGGCCAAUCUCCUCACAUGUACGCCACAUUAAGGAACAAUCAUUCAUACAACGACCUGGUGGCUAGGAAGCUAGCAGAUAAGAAGAAUGAUCAGAUUUCAUUAUGGGUUGGAGAUGAGGAGAGUUUCACAGACGAAUUUGCGGUAAGAGGUGAGAAUAAUAGAGCCAGUGUUGCCCAAACUUUUCAAUCAAGAUCUUGUGCACAGUGUGCCAUGAUGAAGACGGGGCUGCUGAGGCGUCCGGUCCGCUCGCGAGGACUGCUCAACCGCCCAUACAUCCAUUCAAUGCUUGCCAUUGCUGCGGUAUGUGUGUGCGUCUGUGUAUUUAUGCGAGGCUCACUCAGGAUUAAUUCUGUUGGCUCCUUCAAAUGGGAAAAUCUGGACUACGGCCCAAUUUAAAGCUCCAAGGGGGAACAAUGGAUGUUCUCUUCUCUUUCAACUUGUGACUUUUGUUGAGAAUUAUCUGUAUGGUUAUCUUCACCAUUGGUUUCUUGGUUUGAGCUUGACAAAGAUGAGUGGAGUUCUUUCGUGCGGAGGGUUGACUUAAUGUGGUGAAGAUUUGACCGUGCGAAAAUGAUCGAUAGAACCUCCGUGAAACUGGCGGACUGGUCAGUCAGAAGCAAGCACUGAAGGAAGCAGCAGGGCUUAAAAUGGAAGUGGGGGCCAGAGGUAUGUCUGUCUUAUCUCAUUACCCGAUGAAAUAAAAUGACUGGACACGAGUGGAGCAACCUCUGAUUUUUCUUUCUUUAUUAUUUUUUUUCUUUCUUUCUUUCUUUCUUUCUUUCGGGGAGCGACCUUUCUGAAUCAUUCUAUAUAUCGAGUUCUUGCCUGUAUUAUUAUUUUAUCGCUCUUGUAUUUUGUUCUUUUCCUUUUUCUUUUCUUUUGGGUGGUGAAGUGUAGUGAUGGUAGCACGGGGAAAUGCUCAUGGGUUGUGUCUGUAAUUGCAUGAGAGUGCUAUUGAAUUACUCACAUACUAACAACAUAAAAGGUUUACUCA
Molecule: messenger RNA, 4628 nt
Organism: Ananas comosus (pineapple)
Lineage: Eukaryota; Viridiplantae; Streptophyta; Magnoliopsida; Poales; Bromeliaceae
Product: squamosa promoter-binding-like protein 15
Exons: 11
Coding region: 692-4030 (1112 amino acids)
Cellular component (GO): nucleus
Molecular function (GO): DNA binding
Source: RefSeq, a predicted model, not a curated record